Molecule: messenger RNA, 1439 nt
Organism: Peromyscus eremicus (cactus mouse)
Lineage: Eukaryota; Metazoa; Chordata; Mammalia; Rodentia; Cricetidae
Gene: C14H14orf180
Product: chromosome 14 C14orf180 homolog
Exons: 6
Coding region: 875-1387 (170 amino acids)
Source: RefSeq, a predicted model, not a curated record
AUGGCUCGCAGCCCCCAGGGCUCAUCUCAGUUUAGGCCCUGCUUAGGGGAGAGUCCCACACUGUCUACCAGAGGCUCUCAGGGCCUAGACCAACCCUGCUUCACUCUGAGGCUCCCCCUAACCUCGUCAACACACCACCAUCACCUGUGCUUCGGUAACCUCAUGAGCCAAAUGCUACUGAGCCGUGCAGACCCCACAGCUCACGUGAACAAGGCCUCGGGGGACAUGAGUCCAGUGCCUGCUCCUACUCCUUGGUUCCGGGCCAAGGGUGCGUGAGCAAAGCCAGCAGAGACCAGCCUAGCUGGGAGCCUUCCUUAGAACUCUCUCUUUCACUUAAGUUAGGAAUGUUUGGUAUCUGGAGAGCUUCCAGACUAUUCCUGGCUGGAGCACCAGAUUAGUAACACCAGCCCUUCCAGGGACCCCAUCGCCUGCCUGGCCUGCACUCUGCCUCCUGCCCUGCAAAAGGGAGGUGAAGGGGCAGGGGUGUCCACAGCUUCCUGUUUCCUUUCUAGCUGGGAAGAGGAACAGCAGACAGCAACCCCUGCCUUGUCCGUGCCCCUUCAUAGACCUGUGGGCAAGCUGCUGAGGUGCCUGGGAUGGCAUUCAACUCUUUUGGGAGCCACUAGGCCCUGAGUAUAACAACCCUGCUAGAGAUCCGCUGACUAGAGGCCAGCAGGCCGCCAGCCCUCAAGACUGCUGAGGCCACUGCCCCCAUGUCUCUGUAAUGGAAACUUCUCAGCUGCUCUGUGAGCAACAGCUCCAGUUCCUGCCUCCUGUGGGCUCUGAUCGGCAGCAGAUCGCAGGACAAGGCAGCAGAACCUGGCCGCAGAGGACCAAAAAGUGAGUGCUGGCAGAAAGGGCCAUGUUCCAGUAAAUGAGGUCUGCAGCUCAAGUCUUGCGCCCUGAUUCCCACCCGCGGACACGCCAACCAACCAGAGAGAAUGAGGGGGCCACGUGGGGCUCACAACCUCCCCGGACUGAGAGGGGUGGUGACAGGAAGUGCCCUCCCUCUAUCCUGAGACCCAGACGGCAGGAAUGUGGGUGCUAUGGGGCUGAGCCACAGAGAACUUCAAGGCACGUGCGGUUCCGAGAGCCCUUGGAGGUGGCUGUCCACUACAUUGCCCGCAAGGACACCACAGCUGCCGUCAAGGUGCCCAGCCGACCAGCUUCCCGCGGUGGCUCUCUACUGCAGCCAGCGUCCUGCAGUGGCUCCCUAUUCCUGUGGCUGACUCUGUGUGUUCUGCUUGGAGUGGUGUUAGGCCUGUACUGUGGCCAGGCCCAUCGUGUCACAGUAGCCCUGGAGGACCUCUGGGGCUGGCUCCUCCUCCUCGUCUUGCGCCUGUGGCAUGUAGUCCUUGCCUGUUGGCACUGCCUCCUGCGGCUCUGACACGUGGCUGAACGGCAAUUACACCUCUGACCAUCGCCGGAGGGUGAUGUUG